UCCCGAAAUCCACCCCUGCUGCCACUAUAACUUCAAAACGGAAUGGCAACCUCAACUUUACCAACUUUAGGAUAGGUCCAGCAGAACCCAUUUUGCUCGCCUUUUACCAGCACAACAUCAUCCCCUGAAAAAGCAGGCUCCGGCUCCUCCCGAAUUUCAGUUUCCGGAUUCGCUUUCAUUUCCUGCACACAGACAUGAAUGGACUCAGAAAAUUGAAGAAGGGGAUCAGCGGCAAGCGAGGCGACCCCCACGUCGCCCAACACGGCCAAACUCCAUAUGAUGAAUGGGAGGAGCAGCAACAAUAUUAUUCGCCUUCACCGUUGGUGAGCGCUUCACCACGGACGCCGCUGGUGAGCCCUUCACCGCGGGCGCCACCGGUGAGCCCCACGGGGUCGCCAAAGACCCCAGGAGGGAGCCAGAAGAAGCCAGUGCUGGGCAAGGUAAAGAGCAAGGCUAAGAAAUGGAUGCACCUUCUGCAUCACAAAAAGAAGCAUCCCUCGCACGAUGAUAUGAUGAUGUGGACACCACGUAUCGGGCCCAGCUCGGAUGACACCUACGGCAGGGGAGGACAAUACGAUGAUGAUGAGCGCCUUGGAACCCCAAGCACGGCACUACACCCAUCUUCAUUUGCUGAGUCGGAGUUCGAACCUGAGGUCUACGUGCAAGCAUCAUCAAGGCAGAACACGCCAGCCCCGAGCCCCACCGCUUGCCAGGAACAACCAUUCUUCAAGGUCAGCAGCAGGUUCGAGUCAGAAAUGAAGGAAGCCAAUGAAAUGCUGAUGGAAUCAAAGAAGCUGCGGGUCAAAACAUCCAAGCAGAAGACCGUGACAUUUGCACCGAUACUAGAAUACGGGCCAGAAAUCGAAAACAAAGUUUGGAGCAACAAGGAACGCCCUGAAUCGACAACCGAGAUAUUCAGAAAGGCAUGUGCUACAGUAUUCCAGGCUGCCCUCAAGAUGGUCUCUAGAAUCCAAGAUACAAUGGUAGCAUACAAUAUCGACAAAAGGCACAUGGUAGAGAUAUUAGUAUCAGUUAAUAGAUACCUUCUGCUCAAACUGGAGCCUAGUCCAGAUGACGAAGCACUUGCCGAAGUUAUCACUGAGGCUGCCCUAAAUCUGUUAGACGCAUGGACUGAGAAUGUUGAAAGGCCUUUGAUGCAGAGGGCAAAGAAAAUCUCUUCUUGGUUCCUGCAAGAAGGGAGAGUAGAAUUACCUCCUGUUUCGCUGUCUACACGUCCUUGUGCUGCAGAAGAUGCAGAAGAGUUCUAUUAAUUAGAGGAUUAACUACUGCUUGAAGCAAGAGACGAACACAGUGACACGGCAUCAGUAGAGAGUUAUUCGCCUUACAGUAUAUAGAUGCUGGAGGCGAAGACCAAGAGAAUGCCCCGAGUAAUACUUUGUUCGUAGAAUUGAUAGUAAAAACAUCUUGUGUGCUGUAAAAUGAAACCAAAGGGGGUUUCUUUCCUUUGUACAGGAGAGUAAAGUAAAGGACUACAAUCUUGAUCA
Triticum dicoccoides is the source of this 1505-nucleotide messenger RNA. RefSeq lists its product as uncharacterized. Bases 195 to 1271 code for a protein of 358 amino acids. Gene Ontology annotation, biological process: response to abscisic acid; response to stress. The transcript has 4 exons. The record is from RefSeq and is a predicted model, not a curated record. NCBI's taxonomy places the organism in Eukaryota, Viridiplantae, Streptophyta, Magnoliopsida, Poales, Poaceae.